This is a messenger RNA of Mollisia scopiformis, 354 nucleotides long. RefSeq lists its product as uncharacterized. The transcript has 2 exons. The annotation marks the transcript as partial. Lineage: Eukaryota; Fungi; Ascomycota; Leotiomycetes; Helotiales; Mollisiaceae. The record is from RefSeq and is a predicted model, not a curated record.
AGCUUGGAUUCGGGAGAGGCAGACUUCUUCAAGCUAGUCGAUGAAGAUGUAGCCGUAGCAGAGGCAGAUGCCAAAGCAGAAGCCAAUAUCGUUUAUGGUUUCGAUAGCUAUAGAUCUGCUGUAAUACUGUGGCUGAGACGGACGGGUAUCGAGGAGCACACGCGGGGCUUGAAGAAGGACGAGAUGCACACCUCUUUUGCGGUGCCAAAGAAUGCCGAGAGCGAGCCCGAGCUAUUCUUAAUGCUGGAGCUAGCGUUGAGCCGUUUCUAUACUAGCGCUGCCCCGGGGCAGAAGAUACGCGCCUUCGACCCCAAGAAGGAGCCUAAUACGCUCAAGACCAACUUUGGCUACUAG